AUUAGCAGCGCCUAAUCAAGCUUGCCAUCCUUUCUGGUGCGCUUCUUAUAUCUUGCUCCCCUCUCGCUUCUCCCACAUUUGGGUUUCGCUCACCGUGGCCGUCCGCUCCGCUCUGCUCCGAGGAGAGUCUACCGCUCCCAGCUGCUUCACUGACCCUCCAGUGAUCGAUCUCCUACUCCAAGGUAGGUAGGCGGCCAACCUCAGCCGGAGGAGCGGAAAUGGCCGGAGGCUUCUGGUUCUUGGCUGGUCGGAGCGGGGAAUUGCGUUGAUUUUGCACCUCUUUGGCCGCAGGGGAGAGGAGGAGGAGCAAUGGGGGAGAGCGAGUACCGGUGCUGGGAGGAGCUUCUGCCGGACGCGCUGGGGCUCGUCUUCCGCAACCUGCCGCUGCAGGAGGUGCUGACGGUGGUGCCGCGGGUGUGCAAGUCCUGGGGGCGCGUCGUGGCCGGGCCCUACUGCUGGCAGGAGAUCGACAUCGAGGAGUGGAGCCAGCAGCGGCACAGCCGCCCGGACCACCUCGUCCGCAUGCUCGACCUGCUCCUCCGCCGCAGCUCCGGCGCCUGCCGCCGCAUCUGCGUCUCCGGCCUCCCCUGCGACCCGCUCUUCUCCUUCAUCGGCGACCACGCGCGCGCUCUGAGGACGCUGGAGAUCCCGCGGAGCGAGAUCAGCGACGCCGUGGUGGAGGCGGUGGCGCCGGGGCUGCCCAACCUCACGUUCCUGGACGUCAGCAGCUGCACCAAGAUCGGCGCGCGCGCGCUCGAGGCGUUCGGCCGCCACUGCCGGUCCCUGGCGGCGCUCCGGCGCGUGAUGCACCCGAUCGACGUGGCCGGGCGCAACGCGUGCGGGCAGCACGACGAGGCCCGCGCCAUCGCGCGCACCAUGCCGGCGCUCCGCCACCUGGAGGUUGGCUACAUGCUGGUCACCACGGAGGCCAUCCUGGAGGUGCUCUCCCGGUGCCGGGGCCUGGAGUUCGUCGACCUGCGCGGCUGCUGGGCCGUCGACGAGGCGCUGCUGCGGGAGCGCCACCCGCGGCUCAGCGUCCUCGGCCCGGGCGUCGACGACUGCUUCGAGAACAGCUACUGGGAGGAGUGCUCCGACGACGACGACGACGACGUCUACUCGUGGGAGCUCAUGGACGACGACGAGUACUACGGCGUGGUCGGCAGCGACGACGACGACGAGGCGGUGUGGGGCGACGGGCCGGGCCUCGUGGAGAACCUCGAGGUGCGGUUCUACGGCGGCGGCUUCAGCGAGAGCUACGCUGGCUUCGACUGGCCAGCGUCGCCGUGACAGUCACACUCCCGGCCGUUCGUGCUCACCUUGACCGCAAAAGAAGUCAAGCAUCUUUCUCGUUCUCGACGUUCCUACGGUCGUUGGCGUUCAGAUAUGCGUUUGUGUGCGUGCCAGUAGUAAUCCGUGUGUGUGUGUGAUGUAAACUUAAUCUGGUGUCAUGUUCAAAAAAACUUAAUCUGAUGUUUACUACGUACAUGAAGCAAAUCAAGAUGGUGUUUACAUGUACCAGCGUCAGUGUCAGUGUCAAUGUCAUUCUACCCUGGUGUACAUUAUUUGGCACGGGGAGCCAGUCUGCGACGUUGGUUGGA
Molecule: messenger RNA, 1598 nt
Organism: Triticum urartu
Lineage: Eukaryota; Viridiplantae; Streptophyta; Magnoliopsida; Poales; Poaceae
Source: RefSeq, a predicted model, not a curated record